AUGAGUGUCUUCUCAUUCGGGAAUCUGCCCACUAUUCAAACCCGUAAGGCCUUACUACUACUUGACUUUCAAAAUGACUUCGUCCGUCCGACCGGGGGUUUACAUAUCCCCAACACACCAGAUAUCCUCGAAACCCUCCCACAACUGGCAUCUGCAUUCCGUCGAGUUGGCAAUGUAGUUUGGGUGCGCUCACAAUACGAAUCCCCUCAGACUAUUGUCGACUGGAAUUUUGGUGACCGAAUUGUCCUGGACAGAGAGCCACCACGCAGAAAAAAGAUACCUACCUCGGAUAUAAUUGAAGUGGAGUCGGACCAUGAUUCACCAGAACUUGUCGACCCCGAAGCCUUUCUCUCUGCCGACUCUUCGCCAUGUUGUGACCCACGUACCCCCGGACAUCAGUUCCCCGCACCGAUUCUGGCCGCCAUCAACCCCCAACAUGACAUGGUAGUAGAUAAAACAGGAUACUCCGCCCUGGAGUCCCCCGGCCUUGUGCUAUCCUUCAGAACACACUUUGUGACAGAGCUGUACCUUUGUGGCUCAUUGUCUAAUGUGUCUGUGUUUGCGACCGCUUUGGAUGCUGUCCGCAACGGAUUUUCAGUAACUCUCGUGGAGGACUGCUUGGGAUUCCGCGAUUUUCAGCGGCAUCAAGAAGCAAUGCGACGUAUGGCGGAUAUCCUAGGAGCGAGUGGUAUCACUGCUCGGGAGCUCAUUCAGGAGCUAGAUUGGGAUGAGACUGCGGCAAUUGCUCGCCAAGGCGCAUCGCAGCCUAAGAGGUCAGCAGCUACGGCUGGCCUAGAGAGCGUCAUGGAUGGUUUGGAAUUCUGGAAUACCACGGACACCCCUCCCACAGAUGACUCGCGCGAUACAGAGGAGAUGAGCCUUUCGUUUACUCUUUCUCGCGCCCAGCGCGCCACCGCACAGGCGCGGGGUCCCGUGGAAGAGCAAAAGAAAGUACGCGCGCGUACCCAUCGUCCGAAGCACCGAGACGCCCCAAAAGAAUCUUCAACCGGACCUCGCGCUGGUUCCAACAGGGGAAUAAUACCACAAUUUGCAGGAAUAUCAAAUACACGCCAACUCAAGAUUGGGGAAGGAGACUCGCGCCUUGUAAAAAAUGUUGACUUGGCUGCAGACUCAUUUGAGCGUAUACAGGCAGAGGUAGAUUGGCAGAAGAUGUACCAUCUGUCAGGCCAGGUACCCCGAUUGGUUGCAGUCCAGGGUCGAACUCGACCCGAUGGAGCCAUACCCAUAUAUCGUCAUCCGGCAGAUGAAUCUCCGCCCUUCAAGCCAUUUACCUCCGCGGUUGACGAAGUGCGCAUAGCUGUUGAGCAAACGCUAGGUCAUCCCUUGAAUCAUGUGCUUAUUCAGCUUUAUCGUGAUGGACAUGAUCGCAUAUCAGAGCACUCAGAUAAGACGCUGGAUAUUGCGCGAGGUUCUUUCAUUUGCAAUGUUAGUCUAGGCGCUGAGCGCGUGAUGGUCCUCCGUACCAAGGCCUCAGCGUCUGAGCCAGAGGGUGGGAGUGAACCAUAUCGGACAACGCAGCGCGUGGCUCUUCCUCACAAUUCACUUUUUGUACUCGGUCCAAAGACGAACAUGCGAUGGCUUCAUGGUAUCCGGGCCGACAAACGGCCCGAUGGAACCAAAUCCACCGAGGAACAGGCUUAUGGUGGCCAGCGCAUUUCCCUUACUUUCCGUCAUAUUGGCACUUUUAUCGAUCCUGCGGCGAACACAAUCUGGGGACAAGGGGCUGUUAGUAAGACGUUGGGCCAGGCCCGCGCUGUGGUCCACGGGGAUCCUGCUGAAACAGCGCGCCUCAUUGAUGCGUUUGGCCAGGAAAAUCGUGCGACGGAAUUCGAUUGGGACGCCGUGUACGGUGGGGGCUUUGAUGUGGUGAAUUUUGUGACUACAUCAACAGGACGGCUAGUACUUGGCCGUGACCUUGUGGCAAAUUUGCGUGUGCGUCUUUGUCUUGGGGAAAACGGCGUCCGACACCGAUUGGUCACCAACCACGAGCAACCGCCCGGGACUAGAAAUAGUCACCUAAUGACACUACCGAUAUAUGAAACGUCCGAUGGAACGACAGUCGUGGGUGACUCCAUCAUCUUGACAUACAUGGCCAACCGAUCUGCCAAGACCCCACGACCAGGCGUAGAUUCGUUACGCGGGGGCAAUUUCUUGUCGAUGAUUGACCAGUUUCUGGCACACUGGCGCCAACACCGUACUACCAACUCCAGUGUGUUUGAAUAUGGAAUUGAUGAUUGGGAGCGUACUCUGCGGGGGCAACAUUACCUAGGAGGAUCUGUAUUCACCAUUGACGAUUGCUCUCUAUGGCCAAUCCUGUGGGAUAUUGUACAGACCCAGGGUGCAUUCGAUGCUCGGUUCAUGAGCGUGAAUCAAUAUUAUCACCGAGUCAAGAAUCGGGGUAUCGCUCGGUCUAUUCUGGAGGAAUGA
This is a messenger RNA of Penicillium vulpinum, 2448 nucleotides long. RefSeq names its product isochorismatase family protein family. Gene Ontology annotation, molecular function: dioxygenase activity. The coding region runs from base 1 to 2448 and encodes 815 amino acids. The record is from RefSeq and is a predicted model, not a curated record. The transcript has a single exon. Gene Ontology annotation, cellular component: nucleus. Gene Ontology annotation, biological process: DNA alkylation repair; DNA repair. Lineage: Eukaryota; Fungi; Ascomycota; Eurotiomycetes; Eurotiales; Aspergillaceae.